GAGCGCGGAAAAAAAACACGGAAAUGCUCCAAUAAUAAAGGAGAGCACGACACGUAGGCUUUAAUUUCCACAGGGCUACAAUGAGCUUUAAUUAAAUACACUUAAGUGUUAUUCUAAACGUAGUGUUAUUACAUGUUUAGCUUUGCACAGAACCUCUUUGUUCCGUUCUGUAACUGCCGUCAUGGAGAGAGGGACAGGUCCGGUUUUGGCAACUGAGAGAUAUGGGAGUUCAGAGUCCUGGAAGUACAUAGCUAAAGAUGGAGUGAUGGAGAGGAAAAGAGAUGGUCCUGAGAGUGAGUCAAGAGGAAACUCUGUUGUUGGAGUUUUUAAAGUAAGGAUUUAAAUAUUCCCAUGCACUUCCAAAGCCCGUUUGUACAUAUUUUGACUCUUCUUACUCCUCCUUUCACUCCUUUACUCAGAGCGUCUUUCUGCCUCAAGGAUAUCCAGACAGUGUCAGCAGGGAUUACCUGCACUACCAGUUUUGGGACACUGUGCAGGUGCAGUAGAAAAUUCAUUUUCAAACUAUUUAGGUCUUCCUCAUCAUUAUUUUUAGCACUGACAGUCCUCUCCUCCUCCUCUUUGUGGACUCAGGCUUUUUCCAGCUCUCUGACUGGGACUCUGGCCACUCAGGCCUCUCUUAAAGGUGUCGGGGUUGGAAAUAAAGAGGCAACAGUAGCUGCAGCCACAGUCACCUGGUUACUCAGAGGUAAUACCAUACUUUAAGCCGAAUAAUUUUUCAUAAAGUGUGCAAUUCAUAAACUAGAUUUCUUCUCAAGAUGGAACUGGCAUGUUGGGAAGAAUCCUCUUUGCUUGGCAGAAAGGGUAGGCCCAUUUUUCUGUCCAUUUUCAUGCUAGUUAAAGCUCCUGUGAGCAGCUUUAAGCUUUUGUCAAUAUUGUCCACCUGUGCAGAAAGUUAUUCAUUUUAUCUCUGUUGACUUUGCCCUGCACAGGAAGCAGUGUUUUUUUUUAACAAUCUUUUUCUGCUACUUCAUAAACUAUUGAACAUGGCACCCAUCACGGAAUCUUUGUUGCUGAAAAUGUAAAGAAAGAUCUUUUUUGGUACAAACAUUGCUCCAGUCAUUAGAAAAAACUAUUGACAAAUUUCAAUCUUCCUCAAUCUUACAUUUUUUUUUUCUUUGAGAGACAUCAACAUUAAUUUCAUUCUGUUUUAUAAUCAGUUAGAGCUGCUCACAUUAGCUUACAGCGAACAGAUUCUUUUACAUUUUUCUUUACAUUUUUGCUGUAUUUUUUUAUUGGAUUAAACUUUUUUUCCCUUUGUCUUUCAGGAGCAAACUUGACUCUGAGGCCAAAAAGUGGAGGUAUUUAUCAUGCAAUGAUUCCGUUUUUAAAGUUUUUCCCUUAUGCUGAACCUGUUAUAAGUUCUUCCUUGUUAUUUCAUCUCAGACUGUUUGCUGAUGUUCUGAACGACAUUGCCAUGUUCAUGGAGAUACUGGCCCCUUACUUUCCUCCUUUCUUCACCCUGAUUGUCUGCACAGCAGGGAUAUUCAAGGUAAAAGAAAGAACUGUGAAUAGCGUCAGUCAGGGGUGAUUAUAACUCAGCUUCAAAAGUUUGUUGUUACUGAAGCUAUUCAAACUCUUUUACAGAAUAAGCAUUAAUUGGUCUUUAUUUGAAGAGACGGAUACAAAGACUUGUUUCCUAGUUGAGGUGUAACAGACAGAGAUCCUGCCCCCUUUAGGGUCCAGAGUAGAAAAGUUCAGGAAAGAGUGGCCUUUACUUUGAAGCUUUAUAGUCAGAUCACAUGGCUGUUUUCUUUUACUUCAUGCAUUCAUUAUUAUCUAUAGUUUAACUAUUGAACAUUCCUAAAGUGUGGCCACUUCAGCAUGUGGAACCGAUAACCGACUAGUCUGCAAAGCUGUGUUAUAACUGUGUUAUAACUGCUAUCAAACUUAGCAUCAGCCAUGAUAUAACUGCUUCUGUUCACUUUGUCUUUAUAAAAUAUUCAAAAUAUGAAUUGAUUGGUAUAAACUGACUAUGUUUUUUUUUAUUUUGUCUUUUUGAGUGACACUUAUAUUGAAAUGUGGCUGAUGGUAUGCCACCAGAGUGCCAGUGUUGCUAGAUUGCUGUGCCAGUCCCCUAUGUGGUAUGCCACCAAUUUGCCACUUGUCUUCUAAUGAAACAUGGCAUUGAUGUCCCGGCAUAUGCAGCGGCACACGGCAGGCCACUUUUAGAUGUGAUGUGAUCGUUGCUGAUCUCAUUUGUCUUUGCCUCCAUCAGUCCAUUGUUGGUGUGGCAGGUGGUGCAACAAGAGCUGCUCUGACUGUCCAUCAGGCACGCAGAGACAACAUGGCUGAUAUCUCAGCCAAAGAUGGUAGUCAGGUAAGUUUUUGGAUAUUAUCUAUGAGCUUUGACCAAUUUCCAUUUAUGUGCAGUUUAUACCAAAACACAAAAAGUCUUCAUACUUCUAAGAGAUAAAAAGUUUCUGAAAGGGCACUUUGUCUUGUCUUUAUUUUACUUAAUUCCACAGGAGACUUUGGUGAACCUGGCUGGACUGCUGGUCAGUUUGGUACUUAUUCCUCUCGUCACUGAUAAUCCAGUGUAAGUACUGUCUUAUAUAGUAUCAAAAUCAUACACAGGUAUUCGAUUAGUCUCCUUUAUGAUCCACCACAUUCCCACCCUCUUUUUCUUCCUCUCUCAGACUGACCCUCAGCCUCUUCUUCCUCUUCACCACCCUCCACCUCUUUGCCAACUAUAAAGCUGUGCGUUCAGUUGUCAUGGAAACCUUCAACGAGGAGCGGCUUUCAAUCGUUUUUCAGCAGUACCUGAGAGACAAACAGGUUUUGAGUCCACAGGAGGCCAACCUGAGAGAGCCAGUUUUUAUCGGUAAGAGUCAUAAUUUUGCUGACAGCUUCUUCGUUUCCAGUAAGAACACAAUAACAAUCAGAUUUGUUCAAUGUCAUUGUCUUGUUUUUCACCAGAGUUUAGGAAAACUGUGCCUAUCAAACUUGGAGUGAGGCUACAAGAGGUUAUCCUAAGGUAAAUUAAUAGACUCCCUUUAUUAGUGUGAAUUUGUAAAAAUACAAUCUAUUUAUUUAUUUCAUUUUGCUUGUUUUGCAGCCUAGAUGAGCUUGAGUUGGCUUUAAAGCAAAACAACAUGCCUUACCUGUUAGGAGUGAAAAAUGGUAUGUAGUCCUCUUUCACACAUAAUCAAAAGGUUUAGAUGCAGAUAUAACACACUUGAACAUGUUUUCCCCACAGGUUGUGUUUGUGUAUGUCUUGGACCAGAAGUAUCAGUGCAUGAUGAAAUCAGAGCUAUGUGCCAAGCCCUUUGGCUCAGCAACAAUUUGAGCACUCAGACAAGAGACUCCCCAACACAACAAAAGCAAAGUGAGUCUCUGCUUCUGAGCAACCGCCGAAGAAGGUGCCUUCUUUCUUCACUCAUUUUGUGUGGUUUUUUUUAAGGUCACUGGGAAACUGUGCACGAGAGUUUCAACCUGAUGGACACAGUUUUCCCUACAUUUAUCAAAGGUGCACACAUAUACACAUUUAUAAAACAUUGAAACUGAGUGUUUACACACAUUUUUGUUGAAUGGUAGAAAUAUUGUUUUCCUCACAUUGUUUUCAGGAGUGGAAGCUGCAGGCUGGGACAUUAAACGAACUCUGCUGGACUGGGAUGAGUGGAGAGUCGAGUGGAAAACAAAAUGCACCUGAGCCAUAAUAUCUGGAGCUUUUUGACCCCCCCAUGUUUAAUAAAUAAAAAAUAUUUUAUGUACCGGUAAUGCU
This is a messenger RNA of Xyrichtys novacula (pearly razorfish), 3742 nucleotides long. The record is from the annotation of a GenBank genome assembly. NCBI's taxonomy places the organism in Eukaryota, Metazoa, Chordata, Actinopteri, Labriformes, Labridae.